AUGUCAGGAAACGUUCUUUCCUUUCGCCUGUUUGGCGGUCUUCGGCUGGAGGAACCUACAGAACACCUCAACUCGGAUGAGCUUGUCCGCCUGAAUCACCUCCUGACACUAAUUCAGGAGCUCGAUCACAGAACUUACCAAGUCAAGAAGCUACAGCCGACCUUCUGGGACAUGAACAAAGCUUUUGAACAGUUUGCGAAGGACGAGGUGCAAUGGUGGAGCUCACGCGACGUCAAUCGGCCGCGUGAGUUUCUAGUGCGGCCUAGUGGCUCCUUGAAUGCGCUGAUAGCGUGUCACCUUUUCAACCCUACUUUCUGCGUCGCAGAUCCAUAUGUCGGAAUUACAUGCGAUCUUUCAAACCCGUCUAUGUCUCAAAUCCACACCGCUGGGUUUACCACAGACAACAGUUUCUUUUUUGAUCACAUCUCAAGGAGAGACAUGAGUCAUCAUGUUGGCGAUUGCUAUCCUCAGGAUCUCUGUGAUAUUCACGACAGCUUCCUAUUUGCACUUCGAAAUACCAUGGGGGCUGUUGUUGAAGUGCGUUGGGGAUCCAGAGUACGCGAGCGAAUGAAGAAUCUGUCUCAGCUCGUUCCUUUAACGCUGUGGGGACAGUACAAGGAUGUUACACUACAUCUUGAAUUGUCAGGUGACAAGAAGUCACUAAAGCGCUUUUUACUGUUUGUGAGGCACCCACAAUGCUACGCAUACGUGGAAAGUUCAACGGAACGGGCCCAAGCAUUCAGGACGCGAAAUGGGAGAAAACAAGAUCUUCUAUUGAAAGUGGCUGCUCAUCUAGCGAAUAUUCAAAUUGAGCCUCACUUUUAUGAGUACAGCCCCCGCCUCAUCAAAGGCUUCCGCGAGACAGCAGAAAGAAGGCUGAAAAGGGAAAUGCUGCAAGGUCAAGCUCGAGCACAAUUACGGGCUACUUUUCCGAAUGCUAUUCUUGUGACUGAAAAGAAACUCCCUCGUUUGGAUAUCACAACAGAUGAUCGAAAUGGGGUCUCUGCAAUGAAAGGAUUCCGUGCGGGUUUAGUUAGUUCGACUAUCAACCCAGAGAGUAGAGGUAAUCUCACAGUUGACAAAGUCCAGAGAGAGCUUCGGCUUGAAAUAAUUGCCGACUUGUGGAACAAAACCGAGGCACUAGCUGCUACAUUCCUCCCCGGAUUCAAGAUCUCGACACAAGUUUACAAUGCUUACCUCCAGGGUGCUAGUGAGGAAUUGUUUACCGCCAUCGAGCAGUCAGAUUGGACAGAUAUUUUUGACUGGGAUGAACUUCCCGAGGUACUGAUAUCUCUUCUUGAGAACCAAUCAGGUCUUCGAACCGAUGGACAGCCAAUUUCCUCUCGGGAGCACUUAGAGAGAGCCUAUUGUCUACUUCAGGCAAAAGGAGAUCCUGGCAACUUGGGAAUUGUUGCCCUUGCAUUUUGUGUCCUCGUAGCAUACGGGUGGAAAAUAUCGCGCUCUAGAAAGGCCAGCAUUGAUUCUCUCCUCGUUCUACAAGCUUCUCCACGGAAUAUUGUUCCCCGGAAAUGUUUUGCGUGCAAAAGAAGAGUCCUUGACGACCCUUUCGCGUAUUAUGCAGAAAGCGAUCCAACCUUCUAUGUCGUUUGGAGCUUGGAAAAUUCCUGCGGGCUGCCUGGAUGUCCGAAACCGCAUGUUCAACUUGUGCCGUUCGACUCUUUUCAGAGCCACAUCAUCCCACUCGGCAAAGAGUUACUCGGUUUGCCGGACCGGCCAAGACUCACGUGGCAAAAGGUUUUUCUUCGCUCACCCGAAGAAUACGGCGAACUUCCAAGGCGUGUGGAAGUUGAUUGUGGGAAUUGUGGCGCAAAAGACCUUAGCGUGCAUCCAAGGUGGACGACACAUGAGGAUGUCGCAAGGUACCUGGUUGAAAAGCACAAAUGCGGCGAAUGCGGCAAAAAAUCACACUUUAAGCCAACUGAUUCACGCAUCUUGACCAUCAGUGAUUCCGCCCUGGUCAAACUAUGGAAAUCUUUCAUGGGUGACGGUUGA
Penicillium riverlandense is the source of this 2013-nucleotide messenger RNA. RefSeq lists its product as uncharacterized. NCBI's taxonomy places the organism in Eukaryota, Fungi, Ascomycota, Eurotiomycetes, Eurotiales, Aspergillaceae. The record is from RefSeq and is a predicted model, not a curated record. The coding region runs from base 1 to 2013 and encodes 670 amino acids. The transcript is spliced from 3 exons.